Molecule: messenger RNA, 2778 nt
Organism: Schistosoma mattheei
Lineage: Eukaryota; Metazoa; Platyhelminthes; Trematoda; Strigeidida; Schistosomatidae
Source: the annotation of a GenBank genome assembly
AUGCAGGUCCCUUUUGUGGAAUUCGUAUGUGGGAAUUUGGAUCCUAGUCCAUGGCACGAUGGAGUUGUUGGUGUUUGCUGGUUUGAAAUAUACGUUUAUAUCCCUUUGACUUUAUUGUGUACAAUCAUCUCAUUCAUUUAUUGCGUUGUCCUGUGGCGGCACUUAGCAUUUGACAGUUUUUAUUGUUCAGUCUUCUAUUUUCGAGUGGCCAUAGAUAUAACAAUCGUUACCAGCAGUGGUUUGAUUAUCGUUCUCGGGCUUCUUCUUCCAUACUACGAGGAGGGGUUUUCUAUUAACUCUCGUUUUUUUGCAAUUCACAGUUUCAUAACAGUAAUACUCUGGAUUACAACACUAAUCCUUGAUUAUCUCCAUGGUAAAGCCCUCAAAUAUUCUUCAAGGGGUUCUCGGAUUCAUCUUUCGUUUUCAAUAGUAUACUUUUUUUGCUUAGCCAUAAACUGCUGGUCUUUUCGUAGAGAAGUGGAUGCGCUAUGGAGACCAUAUGUUAUUGUUAAUUGCUAUAUUCAAUUACUCUUGUUAUGUCUGCAUUUACUUUCCAAGGUCCCAGUGUUCUACCCCUCGGAAGAGCCUAGGCGCAGAAGGGCUAGAAUCUUAAGACAAAAUUCCAAUAGCAUCCAGUUGUCUACAAGUUAUCAGUCAAAUGAAAUUACACAGAGACCCACUUCGCAAAAUGUUAAUGACCGUGAAGAUUCGGCUUCAUGGUUUUCAAAGUUAUGUUUUUGUUGGGUUAAUAACCUAGUGCGUAGUGGUUAUUACGGAGAAUUGUAUUCACUCACAAAUCUACCUUUGGUCCCUAAACGUCUGAAUACAUACACUUUGGAGUCAAAAGUCCCUAAAUUAAAGUUGAAAUCUGUAACUAUUGAUGAAACAAUUAGACAAAGUCACGAUAUUUCUAACAAAGGGUGUUCUAUCAAAGCUUGUGUUCCAUUUUUAAAAGCAAGUUAUGAAGCGUUCGGUCGUGAAUUCCUGUAUCUCGGUUUGCUCAAACUUUUACUUAGUGGCUUCGGUUUAUGUGGUCCAAUAGUUUUAAAUCAUUUCAUUCUAAACGUGACGAACUCCGAAACUCCCUCAUGGUCUUGCAUUCUUGUUGGAUUCGGACUAGUUUUUUUGUCAUUGAAGAUAGCAGUUUUGAGCACAUCCUACAACUACAAAAUGGCAAGUUUCGGCUUCAAAGUUAGAGUCAGUGUAACUGGGAUGGUUUACAGGAAAAUUUUAUCCCUUAAAACUUCGUCACUUAAUUGUAUUGGAACAGGAUGUUUGGUUAAUUAUCUGACCUCUGAUGCUGAUAGAAUAGUCAAUUUCGCACCUAGUAUUCACGAAGUGUGGGCAAUGCCUCUGCAGUUAUCUGUUGCAGUCGGACUACUUUACCACCAACUCGGGCUAGCCUGUUUAGUAGGCAUUGGGUUUCUACUUGUGUUACUUCCUCUGAAUCGUAUUUUAGCAACAAAAAUCGGGAAGUUUAGUCGCCGUUUGAUGAUAUUUAAGGAUACACGGAUUAAGUUGAUGUCUGAAAUUCUAUCAAAUACGCUUUCAGUGAAACUAGCAUGUUGGGAGAAUUUAAUGAAAAAUCGUGUCAUGCAUUCUCGCAUUCAGGAGUUGAACGCUCUACGUGGUCAAAAGUUGCUGGACGCUUGUUGUGUAUUCUUUUGGGCUGUCUGUCCUGCAUUGUUAGCCAGUUCAACAUUCGCAACUUAUGUGGCUAUCGGUAACGAAUUAAAAGCUUCUGCGGUAUUUUCUAGUCUUGCAUUAUUUGGAAUGUUGAUUGGUCCCAUGAAUGCUUUUCCUUGGGUUAUUAAUGGUGUUAUGGAAGCAACUAUUUCCAUGCAACGUAUUACAAAACUCUUCUAUUUAUCAUCUGGUUCAUUUUCAUUAGAAUUAACUGAUACGCCGCUCUCUGAUGUUGGAAUUCCAACAGAUAUUCCGAUUGUUUGUUCUUUUGCCGAAAAAUCUACUAUCAACAUGCCAGUAAACAUUAUGAAUGAAUCAUUCUAUUAUACUAACUGCGAUAAUUUAGUUUUAAAAAAUAUCACUCUCCAGGUGCAGUGGGGACAAUUAGUCGGUGUAAUUGGACCAGUUGGUUCCGGGAAAUCAUCUUUACUUCUAAGUAUAUUGGGUGAACUACAAUCGGUUGUUUCAGAAGACGAACUUAGAAAUAAAAGUACGAAAACGAAUCCACGACUUCGAUAUGCUUAUGUGGGACAAACUCCUUGGCUUCAUUCUGGAACUAUACGCGAAAAUAUUUUAUUUGGCUCAGAUUGUGAUUUAGCAUGGAUGAAUACUGUAAUUGAAGCGUGUGCCUUAAAAGUUGAUCUGGGUAAACUUCCGAAUGGUUUAGACACAGAUGUUGGUGAAGCUGGUGGAACAGUCUUAGUGGAGGCCGAUGUUUAUCUUUUAGAUGACCCAUUAUCUGCACUUGACGUUGAUGUUGGUCAACAGAUUAUCACCAAUUGUUUACUUGGUCUUUUAUCAGGAAGAACUAGAGUUAUCGUCACACACCAGUUGGAUUGGUUAAUGAACACUAAAAUUGUAAAUAAACGUGCUCAAGUGGAUUUUAUUGUUGAAUUAAAAGAUGGAAUAAUUACUCGAAAAAUUCCAGGUAAUCUUUACCCUGAAAAUGAUGAUAACGAUCAUGUGCAUCAACCCGUUCUUGACAUCAACAGCAGUCCUCCUUAUAAUGAAUCCCAUUAUCCAGUGAUAAUCAUCAUGACAGUAGUGAAAACAAUAAUAAUUCGACGUUGGAAAAUGAUGAUGUUCCAUUAA